Eutrema salsugineum is the source of this 722-nucleotide messenger RNA. Its product is annotated as BAG family molecular chaperone regulator 2. NCBI's taxonomy places the organism in Eukaryota, Viridiplantae, Streptophyta, Magnoliopsida, Brassicales, Brassicaceae. Gene Ontology annotation, molecular function: protein binding. Bases 53 to 544 code for a protein of 163 amino acids. The record is from RefSeq and is a predicted model, not a curated record. The transcript has 2 exons.
CCCAAAGCUUGAGAGACAACAGAAAAAUCUUCGUAGAGAAAUCAAAGUAAAAAUGAUGAAGUUCAAGUCCAAGAGGUUUGGGAUUAGAUUUGGAUUUGGUAAAAGAAUCAACAACAAAGGCACACAACAAGAUCAACAACAAAAGGGAUUUGGUAAUAACAACAACAAUAGUUGCUGCAGCAACUAUGAGAUCAAAUGGGAACUUAGGCCAGGAGGUAUGCUUGUUCAAAAGAGACAAGAGAGCGUUGGUGAAGACUUGAUCUCCAUUAGAGUCUCUACUUUUGCUCAUUUUCAUGAUCUCUCCGUUGAAGCCACCUCCACUUUUGGAGAACUUAAGAUGGUAUUGUCAUUGGUUACCGGUUUAGAGCCGAAACAACAAAGGCUAUUAUUCAAAGGGAAAGAAAGAGAGGAUGAUGAAUAUCUACACAUGGUUGGUGUUGGAGAUAAAGACAAAGUGUUGUUGUUAGAAGAUCCUGCCUUCAAAGAGAAAAAACUUCUUGAUCUUAACAACAUUUCCACUUCUUGUCCCACUAUAAUAGUAUAAACAGCUAAACCAAUUUGUCAAAUUAGUUGUUUGUUAACUUCUUCUUGGUGAAACAUAAAAUCAGACAAGAGUAAUAACUAUGCAUAAUUGUCAUUAUUAACUCUAUAGAUCCCACGCAGUCAUUCUAUUUCGAAGUUGUAAUAUGUUUACAUGUUGUAAUAUACAUAUCUGUCAAAGU